AUGACUGGACGCGGCAAGGGAGGUGCGUUUGAUGGGGCCGGCAAGUCGAGGUUCGGUGGUGCUGGAAAAGGCACCGCGGCGCCAAACAGCAGCGGGACGCGUGGUGUGGCCGCUAGGAGGCACCGCAAGAUUGUUCGUGAUUCCAUUCAUGGAAUAACGAAGGGUGACAUCAAACGUCUCGCCCGCCGUGGAGGUGUCAAGCGUAUAUCCGCAAUGAUAUAUGAUGACACCCGUGACGCCAUGAAGGCGCAUCUGCAGCUGAUUCUCAAGGACUGCAUAAUAUUUUUAGAGCACGCAGAUCGCAAAACCGUCACUGUCGGAGAUGUUCUUUUUGCCCUCAAGAGAAUCGGCCGUCCGAUCUACGGAUUCGGCAAUGGUUACUUGCAAUCGGACGCGCCGAAUCGCAAGAAGCGCAAGGAGUAA
Molecule: messenger RNA, 423 nt
Organism: Pseudogymnoascus destructans
Lineage: Eukaryota; Fungi; Ascomycota; Leotiomycetes; Thelebolales; Thelebolaceae
Exons: 6
Coding region: 1-423 (140 amino acids)
Biological process (GO): nucleosome assembly
Molecular function (GO): protein heterodimerization activity; DNA binding; structural constituent of chromatin
Source: RefSeq, a predicted model, not a curated record